AUGGAACCAGGUCGCACGCCCAUGUCGCCCUCGGUGCACGGUAAGACGGAGCAGCAGAAGCGAGCCCUUCGCGUGCGUGCCUGCAUCGUCACCAUCCAAAAGGCUGGCCAGGAGCUCAAGCUCCCGCAGAUGGUGAUCGCCACGGCAGCGACAUUCUUCCAUCGUUUCUUUGCCUGCAACCCCCUGCACGAGCACGAUCGCCUCGUCAUGGUCAUGGCGUGCCUCUUCCUCGCCUCCAAGGUGGAAGAGGUGCCCAAGAAGGCGCGCGAUGUCAUCCUCGCCACCCACUACGUCGCUCGCAAGGAAGUGCUCCACGCCGACUCAGCGGAAUUCGCGCGGUUCAGAGAGGACGUGAUUCGUCACGAGCGGCUGCUGGUCACCAACAUCAGCCUGGCGGUGGACCACCCGUACCACUACCUCGUCAGCCUAGCCAAAGCCGUCGAUCCUGUCAACAAGGACUUGAUACAGAUUUCGUGGAACUUUGUCAACGACAGCCUGCGCACGGAGGUGUGCUUGAACUACGACCCGCGGUUGAUUGCCGGCGCGGCCUUGUAUCUCUCGGUCAAGUGCCUCGGCUUCAACAUCACGCGAAAUGGCGCGCCCGCCACCCUGUUCGAAGUCAUCAACAUGCCCAAGGCCCUCAUCGAGGAGGUGAGCAGCCAGAUAUUGGAUCUCUACGAGACCGCGCCCAGCCUGGCGUCCAUGCGGGGCGAUGGCAGCGGAUCCGGGGCCUCCACGGGGAGCACCCACAUGCCCGCCGAAGAUGGUGAGUGCAAGGCGCCCGUGCCCGAGUACCAUAAACAGAACCAUAGACUAUGGAAGCGCAACGUAGCGCAAGGCGACCACUACCGCUACCGCCGCGACGAGCAGCAGAAGAAGCGCAAGCAGCGCGUGUGA
Acanthamoeba castellanii str. Neff is the source of this 897-nucleotide messenger RNA. Its product is annotated as cyclin, Nterminal domain containing protein. Gene Ontology annotation, molecular function: cyclin-dependent protein serine/threonine kinase activator activity. The coding region runs from base 1 to 897 and encodes 298 amino acids. The record is from RefSeq and is a predicted model, not a curated record. Gene Ontology annotation, biological process: regulation of transcription by RNA polymerase II; positive regulation of DNA-templated transcription, elongation. The transcript is spliced from 7 exons. NCBI's taxonomy places the organism in Eukaryota, Discosea, Longamoebia, Acanthamoebidae. Gene Ontology annotation, cellular component: nucleus; cyclin/CDK positive transcription elongation factor complex.